Messenger RNA from Brettanomyces bruxellensis, 3558 nucleotides. RefSeq lists its product as uncharacterized. The transcript has a single exon. The coding region runs from base 1 to 3558 and encodes 1185 amino acids. Lineage: Eukaryota; Fungi; Ascomycota; Pichiomycetes; Pichiales; Pichiaceae. Gene Ontology annotation, biological process: gluconeogenesis; pyruvate metabolic process. Gene Ontology annotation, molecular function: metal ion binding; pyruvate carboxylase activity; ATP binding. Gene Ontology annotation, cellular component: cytoplasm. The record is from RefSeq and is a predicted model, not a curated record.
AUGUCGAAUUCGGAAUUCCCGUCGCUCCAAAAGCUGAGGAACCAGUCACAGAUCCUCCCAGGGCAGUACAACAAGAUCCUUGUGGCCAACAGGGGGGAGAUACCAAUCAGGAUCUUCCGAAGUGCACAUGAGUUGGGUAUGCACACAGUUGCAGUUUAUUCGUACGAGGACCGGCUCUCGAUGCACCGGUUUAAGGCAGAUGAGGCAUACCAGAUCGGCAAGAAGGGCCAGUACUCGCCAGUGCAAGCAUACUUGGCGAUGGACGAGAUUAUUGACAUCGCAAAAAAGCACGGGGUGUCGAUGAUUCACCCUGGAUACGGAUUUCUCAGCGAGAACGAGGAGUUCGCGGCCAAAGUGGAAAAUGCAGGAUUGAUUUGGGUGGGCCCAUCACCGGAGGUGAUCGAGUCGCUCGGAGACAAAGUGUCGGCCCGAGUUUUGGCAGCCAAGUGCAAUGUUCCGACGGUUCCGGGCACACCAGGCCCAAUUGAGGAUGUGGAGGAGGCAAAAGACUUUGUGAAGAAGUACGGGUACCCGGUGAUCAUCAAGGCGGCAUACGGAGGAGGAGGCCGUGGUAUGAGAGUGGUGCACGAGGGAGACGAUAUCGUUGAUGCGUUCCACCGGGCGUCGUCGGAGGCAAAGUCGGCAUUUGGCAACGGAACAUGCUUUUUGGAGCGGUUCCUCAUCCACCCAAAGCACAUCGAGGUGCAGCUCUUGGCAGACAGCUACGGCAACACGGUGCAUCUCUUCGAGAGAGACUGCUCGGUGCAGAGAAGGCACCAGAAGGUGAUCGAGAUGGCACCUUCAAAGACUUUGCCGGAUGACGUGAGGAACUCGAUCCUCGCGGACGCCGUGAAAUUGGCCAAGACGGCCCACUUCCGGAGUGCGGGCACGGCGGAGUUUCUUGUGGACACUAAGGGAAGACACUACUUCAUCGAGGUGAACCCGAGAAUCCAGGUUGAGCACACCAUCACAGAGGAGAUCACAGGCAUCGAUAUCGUGUCUGCACAGAUCCAGAUUGCCGCAGGAGCCUCGUUGACCGACAUGGGCUUGUUGCAGGACAAGAUCACGACGCGUGGAUUCGCAAUCCAGUGCCGUAUCACGACCGAGGACCCGGCCAAGAACUUCCAGCCGGACACGGGAAAAAUCGAGGUGUACCGGUCGGCAGGAGGAAACGGUAUCCGGUUGGACGGAGGUAACGGAUUCGUGGGCUCGGUGAUCUCGCCGCACUACGACUCGUUGCUCGUGAAGUGCACAGCCCACGCUUCGAACUUCGAGGUGACCAGAAGGAAGAUGGUGAGGGCAUUGAUCGAGUUCCGGAUCCGUGGCGUCAAAACCAACAUCCCAUUCCUCAUUGCCGUGCUCACGCACCCGGUGUUCCAGCAGGGCUCGUGCUGGACGACGUUUAUCGACGAUACGCCGUCGCUUUUCGACAUGAUCUCGUCAAAGAACCGCGCCCAGAAGCUGUUGGGAUACAUUGCGGAAAUGUGCGUGAACGGGUCCUCGGUCAAGGGCCAGGUGGGCGUGCCCCGGUUGCACGAGGAGGCCGAGAUCCCGGCGAUCACAGACCCGGCGACCGGUGCGUCGAUCGACGUCGCCUCGCUUCCCCCUCCAGCCCGUUCGUCCGGCUGGCGCGAUGUCAUCGUGUCCGGUGGCCCGGAGGAGUUUGCCCGCCGCGUCCGCCGCAACAACGGCGUUCUCAUCAUGGACACCACGUGGCGAGACGCCCACCAGUCGUUGCUGGCGACCCGUGUGCGGACGAUCGACCUCUUGAACAUUGCCCCCUCGACCGCGUACGCGUUUACUAACGCGUUUGCACUUGAGUGCUGGGGAGGCGCGACGUUCGACGUGUCGAUGCGGUUCUUGCACGAGGACCCAUGGCAGAGGCUUCGCAAGAUGCGUGCUGCCGUGCCUAACAUCCCAUUCCAGAUGCUUUUGCGGGGUGCUAACGGUGUUGGGUACGCGUCCUUGCCCGAUAAUGCGAUCGAUCACUUCGUGAAGCAGGCCAAGGACAACGGCGUGGACAUUUUCCGUGUGUUCGACGCGUUGAACGACUUGGAGCAGUUAAAGGUGGGUGUUGAUGCAGUUAAAAAGGCCGGCGGGGUCGUCGAGGCCACCGUGUGCUACUCGGGAGACAUGCUACAGCCAGGCAAGAAGUACAAUCUCGACUACUACAUGCAGACCGUGGGCCAGAUCGUCAAGAUGGGCACCCACGUGCUCGGCAUCAAGGAUAUGGCCGGUACCAUGAAGCCUGCUGCAGCUCGUUUGCUCAUCGGCAGCAUUCGCAAGGCCUACCCAGACUUGCCAAUCCACUUGCACACGCACGAUUCCGCCGGAACAGGCGUGUCCACGUACGUUGCAGCUGCCGAGGCCGGUGUCGAUGUUGUAGACUGUGCCGUGAACUCCAUGAGUGGGCUCACAUCGCAGCCCUCGAUGUCUGCAUUCAUUGCCGCGGUCGAUGGCCGGUUUGCCACGGGCAUUCCGGAGUCUGCAGCCCGUGAGUUGGACUCUUACUGGGCCGAGAUGCGGUUGCUAUACUCGUGCUUCGGUGCUGACUUGAAGGGCCCCGACCCGGAGAUCUACAAGACGGAAAUUCCAGGCGGCCAGCUCACCAACUUGAUCUUCCAGGCACAGCAGGUCGGCUUGGGUGACCAGUGGGCAGCCACAAAGGCAGCAUACACAGAAGCCAACCGGUUGCUCGGCGAUAUCGUGAAAGUGACGCCGACAUCCAAGGUGGUGGGUGAUUUGGCCCAGUUUAUGGUGUCGAACCACCUCUCGGGCCCAGAUGUCGAGAGGUUGGCCUCGGAGUUGGACUUCCCGGACUCGGUGCUCGACUUCUUCCAGGGACUCAUGGGCACUCCUUACGGCGGGUUCCCGGAGCCUCUCCGCACAAACGUGCUCCGGGGCAAGAGGAGAAAGCUCACCUGCAGGCCGGGGCUCGAGUUGAAGCCCUUCGACUUGCAGCAGGUCAGAAACGACUUGCAUGCCAGAUUUGGCCCGGAGAUCGACGAGUGCGACGUCGCCUCAUACAACAUGUAUCCGAAGGUCUACGAGGACUGGAGGUCUGUGCUUGAGAAGUACGGUGAUUUGUCCGUGCUGCCAACCCGCUUUUUCCUCGCUGCUCCUAAGAUCGGCGAGGAGAUCAACGUCAACAUCGAGGAAGGAAAGACCCUCAUCAUCAAGCUUAUUGCUGUCGGCGACUUGAACCAGGAAACUGGCACAAGAGACGUCUACUUCCAGAUGAACGGCGAGAUGAGGAAAGUCGCCGUCCAGGACAAGAAGGCCGGUAUCGAGAAGGUUACCAAGCCUAAGGCUGACGGCCACAAUCCAAACGAGGUCGGUUCGCCGAUGUCCGGAGUUAUUGUCGAGGUCAAGGCCAACGUCGGCGACGAUGUUGCCAAGGGCGACCCCUUGUGUGUUUUGAGUGCCAUGAAGAUGGAGAUGGUGGUCUCUGCUCCUACUGCCGGCCGUGUUCUUGACAUUUUCAUCAAGAAGGACGAGAACGUCGAGGGAGGCGACUUGCUUGUCAAGUUGGGCCAUCCUGGUACUCCUGAUGCUUGA